UUCGUCGUAUUGACGUAUUGUUUCGCUUAGGAAGCUUGUUACGAUUCUGAAAACGGAGUGAGCUUUACAUAAAUAUUGCCAUAUCUUCUAGCAGAAGAUCCUCAGCGACCAGAGUCGAUUGGUACACUGUCACUUACAACUGUUGACAAUGUCGUCUGACAUGAUUGAUGAGACCGUUGAGUUAGACCCAGUGACUGGGUUAUACUGCACGAUGUCUUUGUUUACCAAUGUUACAAAUACCGCUGAACUACACAAGAAACUCAUUACCGAGGAGCUUGAUUGUUGCAUGGUAAAUGUUGCAACUAUUGUAGACACUUUUCAGACGGUGGUGGCUGCCAAUAAAGCCGCCCUCAACGCUACGCGAAAUCAACUGGUUACAAAAAACAUAAAUACGGAAGUCUUAUUUAGCAUGUCUUUGUCGGAUAGCAUAGCUUGUGCCUUGGAUGAGUUUGGUCUUAGUGACGACAUUAAAAAUCUCCUGGUGAUAGUGAUACACAAGGACGGUGAGGAAAAAGCCAUGCUGGAGAAGAUUUCAGAAAAUGUUAAGGGAGACAAAGUAUCCAUCUCAAACCUGAAGAAGUUUACAGAUGAAAAUCGUGUUAAAGGAACUUACGCCAUCACCGUUAUCGAACAGCAGAAUUCUAAUAUUCUUGAUAUUAUUGUUUCAAAGAUUAGUGGCUCUACAUUAUUUCCACCGAAGAAUCGAAAUAAGGGAAGGCGUAUAUCAUAUGAACGAUAUGAACAGAAGAGUUGACAAUAUGCUGAUACAGAAUAGUUAUUAUAUUUAUUAAUAAUAAGAAAAAUUUUAUUUGG
This is a messenger RNA of Trachymyrmex cornetzi, 813 nucleotides long. RefSeq names its product EKC/KEOPS complex subunit TPRKB. The transcript is spliced from 2 exons. NCBI's taxonomy places the organism in Eukaryota, Metazoa, Arthropoda, Insecta, Hymenoptera, Formicidae. Gene Ontology annotation, cellular component: EKC/KEOPS complex; cytosol; nucleus. Bases 149 to 754 code for a protein of 201 amino acids. Gene Ontology annotation, biological process: tRNA threonylcarbamoyladenosine modification. The record is from RefSeq and is a predicted model, not a curated record.